This is a messenger RNA of Pecten maximus, 3839 nucleotides long. RefSeq lists its product as uncharacterized. The coding region runs from base 127 to 3816 and encodes 1229 amino acids. NCBI's taxonomy places the organism in Eukaryota, Metazoa, Mollusca, Bivalvia, Pectinida, Pectinidae. The record is from RefSeq and is a predicted model, not a curated record. The transcript has 7 exons.
AUUAGUGUUCCUAAUAAUCUGUGUGGAGAUGCUACUGUCAAACUGGUCACAUUGGAUCAGACUAUUAGACAGACUCUUCAUGGUCACAGACAGUUCAGUCGAUUGACGACCAGUGAAAAUAUCCUCAUGACCACCAUCAAUAGAGUGAUACACAAGAAGUUAUAUGAAAACAAGGAUCAGCGCCAUGUGGAGGACUUGAAUGGACAGAAGGUAGGAAAUGUUUUGACCAAGAAAAGCUCUAAUACUCCUACAAUGGCCGAACUCACAAGAAAUCUCUCACCAAGUUUGGUGGAGUUUGCCAGAAAACAUCUGUCGCCUAGUGUAGCAGACUUCACCAGGAAGCAUGACCCAGAUAUGGAUGCUGAACCUGCAGAUCAUAUGAGUGAUUUGGUGUCCUACGAAAGUUGGGGAAGUAACAGAGAACCUGACAAUUUUACAUCUACAAUGGCAGAUAAAAACUGUUCGGAGAAAAAAACCCAAGUCAGUUCCACAGAAAAGAUUGGUGAAAUAAAACCCGCCUCACCAAGCACAUCAUCAUCUUCUUCAAAUCUUAAGCAUGUUCCUGCUUCAGCUUUCGUCCCUAAGAAAGGAUCGUUGGUAAGUAAAACAUUCCUGGACAAGACAAAGACCAUAAGUGCUGAUGUUUCAGAUCUUGCCAGGGAUGUGUCGCCACAGUCCACUGCUGCACUGUCCUCAGGAUAUUCUAGUGACGUUUCAGAUUCCUCAACUGUUCGUACAGUUAACUUUGUUCCAAGGAAGGAUUCACCAAGGACAGUUGGAAGUGAUGUGACUGACAAAGUUCAGAAAAAGAGUAAAACCCCUCCUUCCACUUCUAGGAAUUCCCUUACUGAAACAGGUAGCAGUGAAUUAAACAAAGCUCCAGAUUACAACAAAGUUAAAAAAUAUGUUGAUGAAAAUUCAACUUCAAAAGUGUCAGCUACUCCACCACCUGAAUCUAGAACAUCAUCACUUUCCAAAACAUCAGAAAGUGCAUCACCAUUAUCGUCUACCAAAUUGUCAGAAACGUCAUCAUCUGUGAGAUCACCAACAACAUUGUCAUCAUCACAAUCAGCUACCAAAUCAACAGAAACUGCAUCAUCAUUGCUAGCAUCUACCAGAUCAACUGAGACUGUGUCAUCAGCUUUCUCUUCUACUAAAUCAUCGGAAACUGCAUCAUCAGUAAGCUCAUCUACCAGAUUGGAAGAAAGUGCGUCUUCACUCUCAUCUACAAAAAUUUCAGAAAAUAAAACCCAGUCAUCAGUAACAGCAUCUGGAGGAGGACCAGUCAUCUUUUCUCCAAUCCGUUUACCUGAUGGGAAUAAAGUUGAAACUGUUAGUAAGACAUUGGUACCAGAAUCAGCCAAAACUAGCCAGGUUGGAGCCAUUAGAUCAGACAACCAGACCUCCAGGAAGGAGAGGAAAGCCCAAACACAUCCCUACACUCGGAGGCAUCGCCGGGACUCGUGGUCAUUUGAUAUUCCUUACCGAAAUCUCCAAGAACUGAUGAGAGAUUUAACCACAGACACAUUUAAACAAAAGAAUGUGAAUGUUUCAAAACCACAGAAAUCCAAAGGUCAUAUUCCGCGAUUCCGCAACUACAGAUUCAAGCGUUCCUCGAUUCCUGAUUGUCUGCCUGAUAGUCCUGAUGACUCAGAUGAAUUCACUGCGGAAGCCAUACCCGACUUUGAGGAGAGGAAGAGGAAGGCAGAUAUACUAGAAUGUAUGCAGGCCACUAAGAAAGAGGACCAGGAGGAUUACACUGCUGAGCAGUGUAGUUAUAGUCCUGGUGCAACAUCGGCUCCCAAACCUAAACCUGGUGAUGACAAAGGGAAAGGAGAAGAGAAGGAGAAGAUACAUGAAAGACUCUUACGGAUAUCCAAAAUGACAUCUCCAGCAGCACAGGCUAAGGACAAGUCUUCUGUAGACAAGGAGACCAUGUCCAAGGGGUCUAGUAAGGACAAAACAAUGUUGGGAAAUAUACAGUCAGAAAGUGACUCCUCAAAUAAUAACAGAAAACGGAGAAUUAGUCAGACAUGCAGUCCUAGUCGUAAAAGAGAUUGGCGACAGAGCAGAAGUCGCCAUAAUACCGGGCUUGGUGAAACUUCACAUUCUCAACCAAUAGAGGAAGACACUUCCUCUGGAUGUAGGAGUAAGGACAGUACACCCUCUGAUGUCAAAGGUGGAAAGUCUUCACUAAAGAGCAGUAGAGAAAGUACCCCAUUUGACUCGUCUUUACUGAGACAGGGAAGCAGGGAGUAUUCGCCAUCGGAGUUUUUCUGUGGAACUGGUGAAGGGGAGAGUAGUAGGGAAAACACACCAACAGAUUUCACACAGGAUGUAGACAUUAGUAAAAUGUCACAAUUUGAUAUCUGUGUCCCUAAAGUAGGGGAAACACAGAAAAGGAAAUUCAAGAUAAAAAGACUGGACAAUAACACUGAGAGGGUUUCCUCAUCUUCCCCAGGUUUAGUGAGAUCUGAUGAUUGCAAUAACCCUCAUAUGUUCCGACCCAUCCCCACACACAAACCCACAGACGGCAAUGAAAAAGAUGAUUUGAAAGACAACAUUCAACAGCUGGAAAAAGAAAAGGAAAACAAAUUUGAAUCUGAUUCUGUGAAAGCCUCAAAUGGAUUGUGUUGUUCAGAGACAUUAGUGUUGGUCAAGGAAAGCAGGAGUGAAAAACCUGCUCAAGGAAGCAAUGAAAUAGGCUGUCCAAACAAUGAAAGGAUUACCGUUGGACAGAAAACAUAUGAAGAAAACGUUACAGAUGGAGAAUCAAGAAACAAUAAAGAUGGGAACAUCUCGGAUGAAGAUAUGAGUGACUGGAUUGUGAUGGAUGAGUUUCACUGUCAGGAAGUAUCAGUGCUCAAGGAACUUGUUUCCCAUGAUGAUGGUGAUCUUGAAAACAAACCUGAUGACCCUGAAAACAAAACUAUCAGAAAUUUUGCUGAAAAACCUAUCACAAACAGUGCUGAAAAUGAUAAAAAUGUGAAAAGAAAUGUAUCUGUAUGUCUUCCACAAAGUCAUUACGAGACACCACCGACUGGGACAAAGGAAAAUGAAUCCUAUUCUGAUGAUCAACUUCAAAACUUAAAGAACAAAGAGUCUGUUACAAAUAGUGCUGUGGAAGACACAGAUGAUGCUGUGUCUAAAAGUCUAACACGGGUACCAUCAACAGAUGGAAUCAAGGAAAAGGACUUGCCAACAGAGAGCGAGAAGUGCUCAGAUUUUUAUGUCACUGAUUCUCUGUGUUCCCAAACUCGCACUUAUACAAAUGAGGAAAGUGGAUUGGAAACCAAUCAUGGAGAUAAAACUAUCAUUGAAAACUCUGACAUGAGUAUCUCUGAGAUUGGCAAUGACCAUCAGUUUGCUGAUGCUUCACAAUUUGUACCAGUCAUUUAUCUAUCAGGAACAAAAGGCAGAAAGAUUCCAUGGGCAAAGGAGCUGGACCAGGCUGUGGUGACAGAGGAAACUGUUGGUACCAACAGUAAGACUGAUAUUCAAUCUAGUAUGAAGACUGAUAAUCAAUCUAAUGCGAAAGAAGAAAUUUGUGUGUCAGUGGAGCUGGACAAGUCCAAAUUGAUGAGUGAGGAAGUCCAAGGUUUUAUCAACACACACCAGUUGGGAACGAAAGAAGAGAAUACUUCAUCAUCAGACCUAAACAGGACAAAUAACAAUUCAAGUUCAUCUUUAUCAGCUCUAAAAUUGAAAAAAGAGGAUGAUCUGAUAUCAAACCACACCUCAGCAUCGUCAUCUCGGGAGCUAACUAUGCAAACAUCAGAGGGUAUUGGAAUACUCCGGUGUCAAUUCAGCCUGUGAAGAAGUAAUUGAAAAAAAAUUAA